AUGAUGGAAAAUUCCUCUGGACAAUUCAUGUUUGUGCUUCAUGGACUGAACGAUACAAGGACAAACAAACAGAUUUACUUUGCAUUUGGUCUCUUGAUUUACCUUUUUACAAUGUUUGUGAAUUUUACACUGAUUAUUACAAUUGCUUUAGAUAAAAUGCUUCAUGAACCCAUGCAUCUGUUUAUAUGCAGCUUAUAUGUGAAUGGAAUAUGUGGUGCUUCUGCUUUCUAUCCAAAGAUUCUUGCUGAUCUUUUAUCAGGCUCUAAUGUUAUCUCAUAUAUGGGUUGCUUGGUACAGACAUUUACAAUUUACUGGUAUGCUUUUUGUGAAUUUACAUGUCUAACAGUGAUGGCUUAUGACAGGUAUGCAGCAAUUUGCAAGCCUUUGGAAUAUCAUUCUAUUAUGACACAUCAGAAGGUGCUAAAAUUGUUACUUUUCACCUGGCUCUUCUCCCUGUUGGAGACCUGUUUUGGGGCUGCGCUGACAAUCCGACUACCCUUAUGUGGUAGAGACAUCGACAAGAUUUACUGCUCUAACUGGGAGAUUGUGAAGCUAGCUUGCACAGAUGUGACUGUGAACAAUGUUUAUGGAUACUUCAUGGUGUUUUCUCAUGUUUCCCAAGCUGUGUUCGUCAUUAUUUCCUACAUUCGCAUCAUAGGAGCAUCUUUGAAAUCCAAGACGGAGCAGCUUAAAUUCAUGCAGACUUGCCUUCCUCAUUUAAUCACCCUCAUAAACUUCACCAUUUCUCUGGUAUUUGAUGCUAUGUAUGCUCGCUAUGGCAAAGCUCAGGAGCUACAAGCUCUGCGCAAUGUAUUGGGAAUUGAGUUUCUUGUUGUGCCUCCUCUCCUGAAUCCUAUCAUAUAUGGAGUAAAAAUGACUCAGAUACGACGCCGGUUUGUGCAACUGUACAGCCACAAACACAAAGCAGUGCAAUAA
Colossoma macropomum (tambaqui) is the source of this 936-nucleotide messenger RNA. Its product is annotated as olfactory receptor 142-like. Gene Ontology annotation, biological process: G protein-coupled receptor signaling pathway. Lineage: Eukaryota; Metazoa; Chordata; Actinopteri; Characiformes; Serrasalmidae. The transcript has a single exon. Gene Ontology annotation, molecular function: G protein-coupled receptor activity; olfactory receptor activity. The coding region runs from base 1 to 936 and encodes 311 amino acids. The record is from RefSeq and is a predicted model, not a curated record. Gene Ontology annotation, cellular component: membrane.